Medioppia subpectinata is the source of this 1007-nucleotide messenger RNA. NCBI's taxonomy places the organism in Eukaryota, Metazoa, Arthropoda, Arachnida, Sarcoptiformes, Oppiidae. The record is from the annotation of a GenBank genome assembly.
CUGCCCAUCAGUUCCAUCACAUGGCAGAGGAUGUGAACAUCACGACAACAAUCCGCGACUCUGUCGUCGAUUUAUUCAUAUAUGCCAUAUUUCCGCUGCCACUUGCCCUAUUAGUACCCCCUCCAUGCCUUAUGGUGCACAUUCAGUUUAGCCUUAUAUAUCAGGUAUGGCUGCAUAACUCAGUGGUGGGUAAUCUGGGUUUCCUGGAGUACAUAAUCAAUACUCCCCGACAACAUCGCGUACAUCACGGGAAAAACCGGUACUGUAUUGACAAGAAUUACGGCGCGUUAAUUAUGGUUUGGGACCGACUUUUCGGUACACAUCAGACAGAGAAGGAGAAGAUUCUCUACGGAGUGGUGUCUCCGACACCCAAAACAUACGACUCAAUGAUUUUACAGUUUGGUUACUAUCGAGACGUUUGGCAAAAGUUUUGUAAAGUUGAGGGCUUUUGUAAUAAGAUGUCGGCCUUGUUUAAGGGUCCCGGUUGGACACCCGGUAAACCACGACUCGGAGAUAUCAAUGAUGUGCCCGAAGUUGACUACACUCUACCCAAGUAUAGUCAUGACCCGUAUAUCGAGGACUGGAAGAAGAUAUACAUUGCUUUUCAUUCAGUAAUAGUUGUAUUGGCUUUUUAUUUACUUGGAGAACAUCCUUAUAUCGUUAUGAAAUGGCCGAUAGGCGCGGGUCAGUACCUACUGCUCGAUACCCUGAUGUGGAGCACACGUGUGGCUCACAUACUCUCUAUGCUAUUUUGGUUCGUGUAUUGUUGUAAACACCGCUCGAGUGAUACGAGUGCUGACAACGAGAGCACUGAAUAUACGGUCGUCGGGAAGGGUGUGAAGGAUGUGGAGAGCGAGACCUCAUCGAUGGCCCGCAGGAAUGGCUACAAAGCUAUUGGUCUUAUAUUUUGCUUAUUCUUGGUUUCGAUUCCGUUUUUGUUAGCAUUUAUGGUCCAUCAGGAGAGCUGUAAUAAAAUGUUUAAUGAUAUGUAUCACACUUUGUAUUAG